Messenger RNA from Egretta garzetta (little egret), 528 nucleotides. RefSeq names its product POU class 4 homeobox 3 (gene POU4F3). The coding region runs from base 1 to 528 and encodes 175 amino acids. Lineage: Eukaryota; Metazoa; Chordata; Aves; Pelecaniformes; Ardeidae. Gene Ontology annotation, biological process: regulation of transcription by RNA polymerase II. Gene Ontology annotation, molecular function: DNA-binding transcription factor activity, RNA polymerase II-specific; RNA polymerase II cis-regulatory region sequence-specific DNA binding. The transcript has 3 exons. The record is from RefSeq and is a predicted model, not a curated record.
AUGAUGGCCAUGAACGCCAAGCAGCCGUUCGCCAUGCACGCCGCCCUCCAGGAGCCCAAGUUCUCCAGCCUGCACUCCAGCGCGGAGGCAAUGCGCAGAGUUUGCCUCCCGGCCCCGCAGCUGCAGGGCAAUAUAUUCGGGAGCUUCGAUGAGAGCCUGCUGGCCCGCGCGGAGGCUCUGGCCCAGAGCACCAUCUGCCGCUUCGAGUCCCUCACCCUCUCCCACAACAACAUGAUCGCCCUCAAGCCCAUCCUGCAGGCCUGGCUGGAGGAGGCUGAGAAGUCCCACCGCGAGAAGCUGGCCAAGCCCGAGCUCUUCAGCGGCGCGGAGAAGAAGCGCAAGCGGACCUCCAUCGCCGCCCCCGAGAAGCGCUCGCUGGAGGCCUACUUCGCCCUCCAGCCCCGGCCCUCCUCCGAGAAGAUCGCUGCCAUCGCCGAGAAGCUGGACCUCAAGAAGAACGUGGUCCGCGUCUGGUUCUGCAACCAGCGCCAGAAGCAGAAGCGCAUGAAGUACUCGGCCGGCAUCUGA